GGACACUACUUCAUUAUUAUCCUCCCUUCUCCUUGUCCAGUCGCACUUGGGCUUUAUGAUUCACAACAGAGCGUUGACUCAGACAUUCUCAACUCCCGACUGCUACUCAGAGUUCAUACUCCGGCGGCAUUGAGCAACGUUGAUCUCCCUUCGUUCGAGCCACUGUGGCACAUGCUCAUCAACACCCGCCAGACUCAUCCUCGUCUUGCUGGUGAAAGGAGUGCCUUACACCCACCCUCACUCUUACCUCUUCUUUACCCUUGAAUUCUGCAAUCUGCCAACAUGAGUGCUACGAAAGCCCAAUCCCAGAAAAUCUUCGACAAGCUAAAGACAAAGCCAGCCAACAAGAUCUGUUUUGACUGCGGACAAAAGAAUCCCACGUGGUCUUCGGUGCCAUUUGGCGUCUACCUAUGCCUUGACUGCUCUUCCAACCACCGCAAUCUAGGUGUCCAUAUCUCUUUCGUCAGGUCUACCAAUCUUGAUGUCUGGCAAUGGGCACAAUUACGUACCAUGAAAGUUGGCGGCAAUGAGUCUGCCACAAAGUUCUUCCAGUCCAAUGGUGGCAGCGCUGCUCUGGCAAGCAAAGAUGCUAAGAUCAAAUAUACUUCCAGCGCAGCCAACAAAUACAAGGAGGAACUAAAACGGAGAUCAGCAAGAGAUGCUGAAGAAUUUCCAAAUGAAGUUGUCAUUACCGACGAGACUUUGCCGACGCCAGGAGAUGGAACCACCUCCACCCCCUCAGGCGAACCUGCCGAUGACUUCUUCUCCUCCUGGGACAAGCCUACAAUUAAACGGCCUAGUAAUCCACCGUCUCGUUCUGCCACACCACCUGUGGUCUCUCGCACGGCGUCCCCCUUUCUCUCCGCAGGAGCUUCCAAUGGCGCAGGAAUCCGACCAAAGUCUCCUUCUCCCCUCGCUGCGAGCGCUGCCGACGCCGAGAACGCUUUGUCUGCGCCAACCGCCAUUCGAACUACAUCCACCUCCGCAAUUCGGAAAGCUCCUGGUGCGGCCGGCGCCGCCAAACGCACUAAUAUUCUUGGUGCAAAGAAGAAUCAAAAGCUGGGCGCAAAGAAAGUCGCAGGUGACGAGAUUGACUUUGAAGCUGCGGAAAAGGCCGCAAAGGCUGAGGCGGAACGAAUAGAGAAGCUGGGAUAUGACCCAGAAGCAGAACAGGCAGAGGCAGCGGCCAAGAGUCGGUCGACGAGUUCCAUCACGAAGGACGCUCCAAGUCCGAUUGUUUCUCCAAGGGCAGGCCCCGGAUCUUCAAAUGCAUCACACACGCGAAGUCCAAGCGAAGUUGAGCGACUGGGUAUGGGUGUGGCAAGACUUGGCUUCGGAAUGACCAACAAACCAGCCGGCGCAUCGAGUGCUCCAGCGCCCAAGAAACUCGGCUUUGGCAGUGUCGGAGCUAGCAAAGCCGUCGUAGAUGACGACGAUGAGCAAUAUGCACGUGAGAAAUUUGGCACUCAAAAAGGCAUUUCCUCAGAUGAAUUCUUUGGCCGCAACGCCUUUGAUCCCUCUCAACAAGCCGAGGCCAAAACAAGGCUGCAGGGAUUCGAAGGUGCCACAUCCAUCUCGUCAAAUGCGUACUUUGGGCGGCCGGAAGACGACACAACUGGACUCGAAGGUGGCGAGUAUGGGGAUAUCGAGACAGCGGCCAAGGAUUUCAUCCGCAAGAUGGGACUGAGUGCGGGAGACGACCUGGAAAACAUCAUCAGCGUGGCGGGCGAAGGAGGCAGGAAGCUGAGAGGUGCAGUUGCUCGUUAUUUGAACAGUUAGGGUUUAGUUGGGUCAAGCAAAGUCAUGUUGCAAUCACGAUGGAAAAAUACAAGACUGAAGGUAAUGAAUGUUUCAUACAGACAUCCUGUCCCUUCUUUCCUCCAAGCUCUUGACGACCAUGUUCUCCUAGUGGCGGGCAUGCGGGUGUCGGGCGUGAAGAUGUGACUAGAUAUGAGAUCAAUGAUACGCUUAACCAGUAGAGCAGUGCAACACUUUUUGCGAAAGGAC
Molecule: messenger RNA, 2007 nt
Organism: Exophiala mesophila
Lineage: Eukaryota; Fungi; Ascomycota; Eurotiomycetes; Chaetothyriales; Herpotrichiellaceae
Exons: 5
Coding region: 283-1779 (498 amino acids)
Biological process (GO): COPI coating of Golgi vesicle
Molecular function (GO): GTPase activator activity
Source: RefSeq, a predicted model, not a curated record